AUGGGUUUUGUACGAGGUAAAUGGUUGUGUACAAAUAAUUCGUCUCAUUGGUCUGAAGGGCUCUUACCGGUUAUUUAUGGAAUCAAUACAAGAGUAUCGAGUGUCACUAAAAAAUCAUCGUAUGAAGUUUUGUUUGGUCAAGCACCUCGUUCUGAUUCUGAGUUUUGGAAAAUUAUUGAUGAAAAAAAAAUUGUUGAUGAGGAAGAUUUACCGAGUCCAGUUGAUGACGCUGAUAAUAUGGUUAUUGGACAACUGGAUAGUUCAUUUGAUGUUCGUAAUGGUAUUGAUCAGGAGGUGGUCCCGAUUGUUGAAAAAUUAACUUAUGAUGCUGUUUCGAAUUCUUUUCUUGAUAUUUCAUUGACAGAAAAAAUACCUCACACUAAUUCUGAUCUCAUUUCUUUCGACUCACCGAUCAAGAACGCUAUUCAUUUGUCGAAUGCGCAUUCAAAUGUUCCUUCUACAUCAUCUCCUCAUAUUUAUGACCCUGAGAUUCGAUCAACAAUAACACUUCUAGAUGAAUUAAGCGAAUUAAUAGCACCAAUUGUUCCUUCAUCGUUUUCUUCAAAGAAAAUUCGUUCUCGUACCUUUUCUGAUGUUGAUCAACCUUCUUCUUCUAAUUUAUCAUUUUUACGUCAUGAUCCUGUACGACAUGCAGCUACAGAUAAUUAUUUACGCACGGUAACAAAAAAACAAAAAAAAUAUGAUGAACAUUUGUUGAAUUUGGAACAGAAGUUUGUUGUAAAUGAUUGUGUAGGUGUGCGAAUUGAUACAGCUGAUAGAACUAAUACCGAUCCGAAACUCUUACCGUGUUUGAUUGUUGAAAAAAGUAGUAAAGAUGGAACUGGUGUUUUUAGACUAUCUUGCCAAUAUGGUAAGUUAUUAAAUUUGUUUUCAGUUCAAGAUCUUGUCGAUUUGAAAUCAUCAUGUCCUCAAGAAUUACGACAAACUGAUGUCAAUGCUUUAGACAAUGUUACAUUCAUUGAAGCAUGUAAACUAUAUGCGCGUGGAUCAGUAAGUAGUUCAACAUGCGAUUGUAAAACGAAUCGCGGCGCGACAAAAGCAAGAUAG
Didymodactylos carnosus is the source of this 1068-nucleotide messenger RNA. The record is from the annotation of a GenBank genome assembly. Lineage: Eukaryota; Metazoa; Rotifera; Eurotatoria; Philodinida; Philodinidae.